Molecule: messenger RNA, 324 nt
Organism: Linum tenue
Lineage: Eukaryota; Viridiplantae; Streptophyta; Magnoliopsida; Malpighiales; Linaceae
Source: the annotation of a GenBank genome assembly
CCGACUAAGAGAAUAAACAACACUGUUGCUACUUCUCUUGAUUCCCAAGAGUUUUUGAGCAAAAACUACAAGAAGGCCACAGUGAAUAUCGCAGAGCUGAGGGCUAUAGGGUGUUUGGUAAUGCACGAGUUGGACGCCACGAAAAUGGCAGAACACAGCUGGCUCGAGGGAACGAAGUUUGAUCACGUUAUUUUCAACUUCCCACAUGCUGGAUUCUACCCUAAAGAAUCUACAGAUUCACAGAUUCGGUUUGAGGUGACAACAACUUCAACUGCAAUCCCAGCAGCACCUACAAAUUUCGAGUUCGGAACACUGCAACCUAAU